Messenger RNA from Amyelois transitella, 1585 nucleotides. Its product is annotated as cytochrome P450 6B6. The transcript has a single exon. Gene Ontology annotation, molecular function: oxidoreductase activity, acting on paired donors, with incorporation or reduction of molecular oxygen; iron ion binding; heme binding. The coding region runs from base 37 to 1575 and encodes 512 amino acids. NCBI's taxonomy places the organism in Eukaryota, Metazoa, Arthropoda, Insecta, Lepidoptera, Pyralidae. The record is from RefSeq and is a predicted model, not a curated record.
CUCCGACCAGGUCAAACGCGCAGCACGCCAAUCAAAAUGAUUCUGCCAAUUGUAGUAAUAAUAGCUAUUAUUUUAUUAUACUACUACAGUACAAGAAACUUCAAGUACUGGCAAAAACGUGGUGUGAAACAUGACAAACCCAUACCGUUCUUCGGAAAUAACAUCGAGGUGUAUGUACUGCGAAAGUGUAUGUCGGAUGCCGCUGUGGAAGCUUAUUGCAAGUACCCAGGUGAAAAAAUUGUUGGAUACUAUCGGGCCAAUACUCCUGAACUAGUGAUUAGGGAUCCAGAUAUCAUGAAGCGUAUUCUAGUUACGGACUUCGAAUACUUUUACGCACGAGGGAUUAAUCAUAAGGAAGUUGUGGAGCCGUUGAUGAGGAAUUUGUUCUUUGCGGAUGGAGAUUUGUGGCGGUUAUUGCGCCAGCGCAUGACACCAGCUUUUACUAGUGGGAAACUGAAAGCGAUGUUCCCACUGAUCAUAGACUGCGCUGAGAGACUUCAGAAACGCGCUCUCGUCGUGUCAGCUGCGGGGAAGAAAUUGGAUGCUCGCGAUCUGAUGGCGAGGUACACUACAGACUUCAUCGGCGCUUGCGGCUUUGGUGUUGACGCUAAUUCACUCGGGGAUGAAGAGUCUGCCUUCAGAAAACUUGGUGCACAGAUAUUUCAGCCCACUGUUAAAGACAUGUUAGUGGCUACGUUAAAAGAAGUAUUCCCGGACGCAUGUAAAAAUUUGAAAUAUUUAGCUCGGUUUGAAGAUGAUUUGAAGAAGUUCGUGUCAGAUGUUCUCCGUUUAAGAAAUUACAAACCGUCAGGAAGAAAUGACUUUAUUGAUUUAAUGUUGGAGUGCAAACAAAGAGGGAUCAUUGUUGGUGAAUCUAUUGAACGUCGAGCUAAAGACGGCACCCCAGAAACAGCAUCUAUUGAGCUAGAUGAUACGCUGAUCGCGGCACAAGUAUUUAUUUUCUUCGCAGCCGGCUUCGAGACUUCUUCGUCUGUUACCAGCUACACAUUACACGAAUUGGCAUUUAAUCCAGAAAUACAAGAGAAAGUACAAAAAGAAAUCGAUACAGUCCUAGCCAAGUAUGAUAACAAGUUGACGUACGACGCUAUCAAAGAGAUGACUUACUUGGGUUGGACUAUGAAGGAAGCAAUGCGAAUGCUGCCAUCUGUUGGAUUUUUGGUUAGACAAAGUGCGAAGCCGUAUACAUUUCCUGAGUUAGAUAUAUCAAUUGAUGCUAAUGUGGGAAUAAUAAUUCCACUACAAGCGAUGCAUAAUGAUCCAGAAUACUUCGAAAAUCCUAAAGAAUUUCGUCCGGAGCGGUUCGAUCCUGAGAAUUUAACAAGAAAGCAGCGGGAUGUAUUCCUGCCUUUUGGAGCUGGGCCUCGCGCGUGUAUUGGAGAGAGAUUAGGCCUGAUGCAGUCAUUGACAGGACUGGCGGCUGUGUUGUCCAAGUUCUCAGUAUCACCGGCGCCCGAUACUAUAAGAUGGCCUAAAAUAGACCCAAAAUCGGAUGUUGUCCAGAUAAUCCAGGGUGGGCUGCCGUUGAUGUUUAACGAGAGAAAAAUAACGAGUUAAUCAAUAUGUG